Molecule: messenger RNA, 2682 nt
Organism: Equus quagga
Lineage: Eukaryota; Metazoa; Chordata; Mammalia; Perissodactyla; Equidae
Gene: SUV39H1
Product: SUV39H1 histone lysine methyltransferase
Exons: 6
Coding region: 44-1282 (412 amino acids)
Cellular component (GO): nucleus
Molecular function (GO): zinc ion binding; protein binding; histone H3K9 methyltransferase activity
Source: RefSeq, a predicted model, not a curated record
CGCGAGGCUGGUUAGGCCCGAAUGUCGUUAGCCGUGGGGAAAGAUGGCGGAAAAUUUAAAAGGCUGUAGUGUGUGUUGCAAGUCUUCUUGGAAUCAGCUACAGGACCUGUGCCGCCUGGCCAAGCUCUCCUGCCCUGCCCUUGGCAUCUCCAAGAGGAACCUCUAUGACUUUGAAGUCGAGUACCUGUGCGAUUAUAAGAAGAUCCGCGAACAGGAGUAUUACCUGGUAAAAUGGCGUGGCUACCCAGACUCAGAGAGCACCUGGGAGCCACGGCAGAACCUCAAGUGUGUGCGCAUCCUCAAGCAGUUCCACAAGGACUUAGAAAGGGAGCUGCUCCGGAGGCACCACCGGUCAAAGCCGCCCCGGCACCUGGACCCAAGCUUGGCCAACUACCUGGUGCAGAAGGCCAAGCAGAGGCGGGCGCUCCGGCGCUGGGAGCAGGAGCUCAAUGCCAAGCGCAGCCAUCUGGGACGCAUCACCGUGGAGAACGAGGUGGACCUGGACGGCCCCCCGCGGGCCUUCGUGUACAUCAAUGAGUACCGUGUUGGUGAGGGCAUCACCCUCAACCAGGUGGCCGUGGGCUGCGAGUGCCAGGACUGUCUGUGGGCACCCGCUGGAGGCUGCUGCCCCGGGGCGUCCCUGCACAAGUUUGCCUACAAUGACCAGGGCCAGGUGCGGCUGCGGGCCGGGCUGCCCAUCUACGAGUGCAACUCCCGCUGCCGCUGCGGCUAUGACUGCCCCAAUCGCGUGGUCCAGAAGGGCAUCCGCUAUGACCUCUGCAUCUUCCGCACGGACGAUGGACGCGGCUGGGGUGUCCGCACGCUGGAGAAGAUCCGCAAGAACAGCUUCGUCAUGGAGUACGUGGGAGAGAUCAUUACCUCAGAGGAGGCGGAGCGGCGGGGCCAGAUCUACGACCGCCAGGGUGCCACCUACCUCUUCGACCUGGACUACGUGGAGGACGUGUACACCGUGGAUGCCGCCUAUUAUGGCAACAUCUCCCACUUUGUCAACCACAGUUGUGACCCCAACCUCCAGGUGUACAACGUCUUCAUAGACAACCUUGAUGAGCGACUGCCCCGCAUCGCUUUCUUUGCCACAAGAACCAUCCGGGCAGGCGAGGAGCUCACCUUUGAUUACAACAUGCAAGUGGACCCCGUGGACAUGGAGAGCACCCGCAUGGACUCCAACUUUGGCCUGGCUGGGCUCCCUGGCUCCCCCAAGAAGCGGGUCCGUAUUGAAUGCAAGUGUGGGACUGAAUCCUGCCGCAAAUACCUCUUCUAGCCCUUUGAAGUCUGAGGCCAGACUGACCUUGGGGGCCUGAAGCUGCCCGCCCAACCCACCCAUCGCUGCCCUUUUGUCGAGGAAUGACUGCCAGGGCCUCCUGCCCGCCUCCACCUGCCCCACGCUCAGGGCUGCGGGGCUGCCGUGAGGACUGACUCCAGGAGUUCCCCCUCCCUGUCCCAGCCCCAUCUGUGGGUUGCACUUACAAACCCCUGCCCACCUUCAGAAGUAAUGGUUCAGCACCGGGACUUUCUGCAGUUGGGAUUCAUGGCUUAUCAAGGAAGUCCAAGGGGUGAGCCCCAGCCCAGCCCCAGAAUAGAAAGAUGUUUGUUUUUGUACCUGCUUCUGCCUGGAGCUUGAGGGGUCUGUUGCAGACCCUCUCCCUACUGCCCCAAGGGUGUGGGGAAGCAGCCCCAGGGCGGGCUGGCAUCAGAGCCUAGAGUUCCCCGCCCGCGUGGUUCCCUCCCACAGAAGCUCUGCUAGUGAAAGAAAGGAGGGCUCCAGGGCUGGGGGCUGAGCCUGGUUUCUGCUCAUGCCCACAUGCUGGCUAGUGUUGGCCUAAGAGCCGUACGGUCUCUUCCGGGGCCGCACAUCUGGGAAGUAGACAUCCACAUGCCACUGGAAGGGGAAUGGAUGCCCGUGGCUCGCUGACCAGUGAGAGGAAGGCAGUCCAGACCUUCCCAGCCCUUAAGAGGGGCUGGGACUGAGCUCUGCCUUUGGGAGUGCAGAGAAGGCACCCGGGCUCUUGGUGCUGGGAGCCCUGAGCUGGGAUAUGAUGACUGCUGUGACUACUCAGAGCUGGAACCAAGGCCUAGCUAGGCUGUAGAUAGCACUUAGGAGAAAAAUGUGCAUUGAUGGGGUGCUGAUGAGGUGCCAGGCACUGGGCAGAGCACCUGGUCCUCGUGGAUUGUCUCAGGGAAGCCUUGAAAACUAUGGAGGUGGGCCCCAGGAAAGGGCCCAUGUGGCAGAGGGCAAAGUACAGGCCGAGAAUGGGGGAAUGGGGAUGGCUUACCCAUGAGAUUAUGGUGAGGUGAGAGGGAAGCCUCUGCCGCCCGCCAGCCCCAGCCCCAGCCCUUUGCGCUCACCUUGGGUCCCCUGGUCUCGUUACCUGCCCACAAAUGUACAAAAGGCGACAGCUCUGAUGGCUGCCUCGCCCCUCGCUUCCCCCAUGAGGUCUUCUCUAGGAAGCCUUCCCUGACUACCUUUGCCCAGAGUGCCCCUACGUGAGACUGUGUGCCCUGCCACCAGAUGCUAGAUCUGUGUGUCUGUCUGUGUGUCCGUCUGUGUGUCUGUGCUCCCCGCCCCCAGACUGACCUUCAGGCAUGGACCGAAUCUGAUUCUCCUCUUGUAUAUCCCUUGGCCCUACCCAGCCCGGGGUGAGCAUCAAUAAAAAGAAUCAA